AUGCCAGGGUCAACACCUCGAGUAGACCAGUGGCCCCCAGACAUUCUGGAAGAACCUCCAGGCAAUGAGAGAACAUGUCUGACAAGAUGUGGUCAAGAGAAUAUAGAUACCCCAUGCAGACGGAAAAUACAGCAUGCUGUAGUUUAUGAAGUUGAGGGCCCAGAUUUAGCAGCAGAACGUCUGUUCCUACCUCUGCCCCAUAUGGAGGCCAUGACUGUGACCCCGAAUGCCUCUGAGUUUGUGCAUUUUGAGGACCAGACGCAAGAGCUUUGGAAAAACCAAGUCAUGAAAGAAAACUUUUCAGUUGUAAGACCACAAAUAGUUGAAAAUUUUAUACAGAGAUUAAUGGAGAAUUACCAGGAUGGUGAGUUAGAGAUCACUUUCAGGAAAGACCACCUCGAGGCCUGCCUCCUUUCCUUGAGUUGUGAUGUGAUGGCAAGAGAACGCAGCAACUUUGAGACCUACUCCAUGUGCUAUGAGCGGGUGUUGCAGCAUGCGAGGCAAAGGCUCUGCCAGAAGCAGCAAGAGUUAGAUGUUAUACAAAGAAGUCAGAGGCCACCUGAAGAACAUGCUGGUCAGGUUGCUGAGCUCAGCCAUGAUAUGAUCGUGGAAAUCACUGCUCUGAGAGCCCGACUCACCGAUCUAGAAGAGGAGAGUCUGAGUCUCAAAAAGCAGAUUAGAAAAGAAGUCCAAGAAGAAUAUGAAGCAUUAGUCCAAGCCUUGUUUGUGACCUGUUUACACAUAAAAGAGAAGCUGGAUGAGAACCAGCUUAAUUUGAUCCAGAAAGUGUGUGAGCUAAUCAGCGAGGUGAGAAGAGACGGGAUUGACAAUAUGAAAGACCUAAAGAAAAAAUGGGGCUCUGCCAGACCUGAAGAAGAAAUAGAAGAGAACCCAGCCAAAGAGCAGCUGCAGGCCUUGGAGGAGGACAACUGCAGCCUGGCCGCCCUGGUGUGCAAAGCCAGGAUCCUGGGCCGCGGGAGGCUGGCCGUGCAGCAGGCGCACUUCCGGGGCCAGCUGAGCAGGGCAGAAAAGGUGAGCCUAUUCAAAGUAAAAAAGUGUUUGAGCAUCAAGCUAAUAGCAGAACGAGAAGUGGUUUUGUUUCGUCAAGAGCCGCUGGCGCUCAGGCAGGCCCUUGCCAGGGCUCAGGGUGACAACGUGCGCACGUGGAAGUGGCAGGAGAACCAGGUUCAGUUGCUGAAGGAGUUAGAACACAGAGUGAAUGAGGAAGCUCUCGACUGGCAGCAACUGGAUUUACUGAAAACAUCCAGCAUGAAGAAGCUCUGCGAUGCGGAGCAAAAAGAACAGCAACUGCAGCGCCUUAUAGAAGAGGCUGAGAGGGCUUCUAAACUGGGCCAGUUUCAGCAGAAAAAAAUCAAGAGAGAAAUCCGACAGAUGAGAAGCCGGCUUGCCCAGGAGCGCAGUGUGAAGCUGGACACUUUCCAGCAUGUAGAAGAGCUACAAAGUCAGCUUAAUGAUGCUGAGCAAUCAUCUGUCCAGAUGAGCUCACCAGGCGGCUUGGUAUCUCGGGCUCACUACUCCCUAAAUUCUGCUUCCACAACAUCCAGAUACUCCCAGCAACACUUUUUACAGACUAAUCUUACAGGCAGUAAAAUAACAAGAGGAACUCAAAGACCAAAGACUGUACCUACUAAACACAAAUAGAUUGAUGAUGUUUUCCUACCCAAUGUGCAAAAAAAUAUUCAACUUGCAGCUUUUCAAGUUCAAUCUGCUCCAUCUAGAAUCCCAUUCAGACCUGACUGGUAAUCAUAUCUCCUUCUCCCAAGUUUUAUUUCUGUAAGCAUUUGAAUAAAAAUUACUCUAAACACCAUUAAGCCUUUUAUCUAAUUUUUCUUAUCAGAAACUAUGAAGAUAAUGUAGGACUGAGAUGAUUAUAUCUUGAAUGUCCCAGGCCAAGUAGGGUUUAGCCCUAGAUUUGAAAACAUAAGUUGAUUUGUAUUCCUACUAAUAAUUUUUUGCCUCUCAACUAGCAGCAUCUCAAUAUGGAUUCUAGAGUUACUAAGAGGUAGAGAGCAAUUGCUGCAUCUCAUACUCCAUACCACAGAAAAAGAAGCAUGAUGCUUAAUAGGCCUUUUCGGAUUUUGAAGGUAACAUAUUUCAUAUUUGAGUGGGCUACUUCAACCCAGUUAUAGAAUCACCCAUAAGAUUACCAGAUUUGAGUGGGGACAAGAGCGAGAGAAGGCUCUGUUGCAAGUUCAGAUUAUAGUACAAGCUUGUCUACCAUGUAGCCUUUAUAAUCCAGCAGAUCCAAUGAGUCUCAAAGUGUCAUGGCAUAAAGGGAUACUGUAUUGAGCCUCUGUCAAACACCAGUAGGAGAAUCACAAUGGAGACCUCUAGGACUUUUGGAGCAAAUCUGUGCCUUCUUCUGCAGAUAACUAUUCUGCUUUUGAUAUACAGCUUCUGGCUUACUAAUGUGCCUUGGCUUGCUAGUGAACACCUAACCAUGGAUAUCAGGUGACAUGUGGCCUGAACUUCCUAUCAUGAUUUGGGUGUUGUGGGACCCACCUAGUCAUAAACUUGGGCAUGUACAGCAGGAAUUCAUCAUCAAAUGGAAAUGGUAUACAAGAGACUUAAGCUUGGGUAGGUCUAGAAGGUACAAGUAGGUUACACAAACAGGUGGCUCAGACUCUAACAUCAACUCCUAUUUUGUUGCCUCCUCUCUCUCAGUCCAUGAGGUGUUCCUAACAAGCUGGCCAAGUUUUAAAAAACUCAAGUGGACAGCUGCAGCACUACAGCUCCACUCAAGGGUGUCCCUGAAGUACAGUAUGAAAGAAAAUCCUCUCUGGACAUAACUUCAAGCUCUGGACAUGUGGUUGCCCACCAUGUCUGAACUGAUAGAUGGUCAGUACAGAUCUACACUAAUUCAUGAGCAGUUGCUAAGGGUUUGGCUGAAUUCUCAGGGACUUAGAAGAAACAAAAUGGAAAGGUUGGUGACAAGAAGUCUAGGAAGAGGUACAUGGAUGGACCUCUCAGAAUGGGCAGUCUAUAUUUUGUCCCAUGUGUAUGCCCAUCAGAGGGCAGCCACAGCAGAGGAGCCUCUUUAUUAAUGAGGUGGACGAAAUAAUGUACUCUGUGGGUGUCUGUCAGCCUCAUUCCCAGCCACCCCAGAGCUUGCUCAGUGGGCCCCUGAAUAAUGUGGCCAUAGUGGCAGGGAUAGAGGUUAUGCAUGGGUUCAACACUGACUUCCUCUUACCAAGGCUGAUAUGGCUAACACUACUGCCAAAUGCCUAAUCUGAGAAGAGCCAAGACCAAUACUGAGCACAAAAUAUGGCACCAAUCCCUUGGCAAGGGGUUGAACAACCAUCCACUUGGUAGCAGGUUGAUUAUAUUGGAACUUUUCCAUCAUAGAGGAAGCAGAUUCAUCUUUAUUGGGACUGACAUAUUCUGGAUAGGGAUGGCUUUCCCUGCCUUUGCUUCUGCCAGCACCAUCUGAUCCACAGGCUCACAGAAUGCCUUGUCCACCAUCAUGAGGGCAUUCCUCCUAAUGCUGAUUCUAAGUAAGCAAUCAAUUUCACAACAAAGAAAGUGCUGUAGUGAGCUCCUGCCCAUGAUAUUAACAUACCCCAAUAUACUGCACGGUCCCUGCCUGAGGCGAGCAGAGCAGGGGGGAACAGGCUGCUGCAGAUGGGUACCCAGAACCCCUCCCCCUGCCACGCAGGGUAGAUGUGGACCCACAGAGCUAGUGAGAGACAGAUCCCUUAAGUCCCGUUCUCCUAUCGGGAUAACCUUAUGGAACCAUGGGGGUACGUGCAGUCAGAUGUUGCCCAAACGCAUGUUAAGCAAUGCAUACCUGUAUAUUCAUACUGCAUGUACCAACACAGAAAUUAAGGAUUUGUUAUAGAUACAUACACUAACUUGUAAAGAUAUCCAAGAAGUAGUGAGUGAAAAAAAAGUUGUAAGAUGCCGUUAAAAAUCAGUAUAUACCUUCUAAAGGUACCCAUGUAUGUAAACUGUUGGGGGGAAAACGACUAAAAAAAAUUUUAACACGAAACCAAUAACAUGAUUACCUCUGGGGAUGCUCAAAGUAGUAUACAUUAUAAUGUUCUAAGAAAAAAAAAAAAAUCUAAGACAAUUUAUGUUAUUAAAUGAUUAAAACUUAAGACUUGAAAACAAAAACCCUAUCUUGAACUUUUCCAUUUGGCAAAGAUGGAGUAAAAGGGACUGGAUUUACCUUGAAACUAAAAAACUGGAGAAAAUAUGAAGCAAUGGCUUUCAAUACAUUGAAUAUCAGUUAGCAAAGGGACGUGAUCCCUGAAAGACUAAACUAUUGAUCCAGUUUACUGUCUUGUGUUUCCAGGCCAAAUGCAGGGAGAACCCAGGCAGACUCCAGUGGACUUCCUGAGUUAAGACAGAGAUAAAGUUUAUGGAGACUGAGGCAGCUAGAGUCCCAGGGGAAGAGUACCAAGAAGAGACAGCCAGAGAGAGACAACUCCAGAGGAUGCCCCUCAAGUAUUCAGCAAUGGACUGAUCAGCAUAUACAUAUGAGGAAACUCUCCAAGGCUGGGGAAAGGUUUAGAAGAAACAGUACCUAGAGGCCACACAGGCCAAAAAUAGUCUGUUCCCCUAAACCCAAACUAGAAAACCACAUAAUCCAAGGGGUACUGCAGUUCUCAGAAGGGACUUGACUCAAUAGUGGAGAACAGUUAACCCUAGCCUAAACAGCCUUAGCUCUGCUCUCACAUACCAAAGCUUUAAGGCAAGACCCAAAGGGACCAAACUGUUUUCAAGUUUCAACUAUAACCCAGAGCACAGCUAAUGAGUAUUUAUAGAAAUACAAAAAUAUCUGGCACUCAACAAGAUAGAUUUAUGUCUGGCAUCCAAUAGAUUAUCAGGUAUACCAAAAACAGGAAAAUAUGACCCAGGAGGAGAAAAAUCACCCAGCAGAAUCUAACACAGGCAUUAGAAUUAGCAGAUGUGGACAUUAAAGUUAUUACUCCAUGAUCCAAAAUUUGAGAAAAAAACUGAAAAUGUAAAGACAUGACCAAAGAUACUUCUAAAAAUGAAAACUACAUGAGAUGAAAAACACACUGGAUGAAACUAACAAUAGAUCAGACAUAUUAGAAAAUAUUAGCGACAUUAAAGACAGUAAUAGAAACUAUCUGAAACAAAGACUUAAAAAAAAGUGUCAACAAACUCCAAACACAAGAAAUGAAGAAUAAAACACCACAGGCACAUGAUAACCAAUCUUGCUCAAAACCAGUGAUAAAGAGAAAAAUCUUAAAAACAGCCAAAAGAAAGACAUGUAGAAGGAACAAAGAUAAAGAUAACAGAUUUCUUAUAGGACACAAUGCAAGUAAGACAGCGCAUCAACAUCUUUAAGGUACUGAGAGCAAAAAAUGCCAACCUAGAAUUUUAUAAUCAGCAAAAAUAAUCUUUCAAAAACCAGACAGACCCCUGGACACUCUGUUAACCCAGAACUAAAACCAUUCCCAAGUCCACUCUUCAAAGAUUAGACUUGACUAUAAAACAAAGCACUCAUGAAGACUGUGCUUCCUAGUUCAA
This is a messenger RNA of Trichechus manatus latirostris (Florida manatee), 5520 nucleotides long. RefSeq names its product coiled-coil domain-containing protein 162-like. NCBI's taxonomy places the organism in Eukaryota, Metazoa, Chordata, Mammalia, Sirenia, Trichechidae. The record is from RefSeq and is a predicted model, not a curated record.